Molecule: messenger RNA, 2051 nt
Organism: Schistosoma rodhaini
Lineage: Eukaryota; Metazoa; Platyhelminthes; Trematoda; Strigeidida; Schistosomatidae
Source: the annotation of a GenBank genome assembly
GAUUGGUUCAAUAAUUAUUGUGUUUUGAUUGGUUCAUUCAUGUAAUUAAAUUUAUUAAAAUUUAAUUUUUAAAUUAAAUGAAAACUAACUAAUCAUUUACAUAAUUUGAUAAAAUGCAUAGAAAUAAAAAUUUUGAAAAAUCUAUAAAAUAUAAACAAUCCAAUAAAUGUCAUAAUUUAAAAAUUCGUCCUCCUGCUCCUUCUCUUGUUCCUCCUCCUGCACCUCCUCCUCCUCCUAUUCAUCAUCAUCAUCAUCCAUGUGGAUAUUGUUCAUUAAAAUAUGCAUUUAAUUUAUUUUGUAAUUGUACAAGUGUACGUGGUAUGUCAAAAUUAUGUCGUGGACCAAAAGUAUUACGUAUUAUGUGGUUAAUAUUUGUAUUAAGUAUGACAUUUUUAUUAUUAAGUUCAACUGCAUUAUUAAUUAAAGAUUUUUUAAAUUAUGAUGUAACAGUAAAUACACAAUUAAUUUUAGAUAAUAUAUCACCAUUUCCAUCAUUAACUGUAUGUCAUCAACCCCCCUUUUCAUAUAAAGCUUAUAAAUUAUGGAAUCAAUCUAAAAUUUUAUCACCAAGUCAAUAUAAUUUAUAUAUGAGAAAGCUGAUCUAUAACUCAUUAUAUAAAAAUGAUAUCUAUUUAGCUAGUUCAAUAUGGAGUUAUGAUAGUUUAAGUGUUUAUUAUCAAAAUAUCAAUUAUAAAGAUACUAUUCUAUUAGGACAUAAUAUAACUAUCUUUUUUAAUUGUAUGAGAAUCUAUUCACAUAUAUCUAUAUUUGAAGAUAAUUGUACAUUAUUAAAUGGUUAUCGUAUUAAACAAUUAUCCCAUCAUCAAUAUUUAAAUUGUUAUACAUUUGAACCAAUUAAUAUGAUUGCUGCGAAUGAAACAACUUUCCUUAGUCUUAUAGUUGGUUUAGGUCCAAAAGAUAAAGAUAUUCAUAUACAACAAGCAUUUCUACCAGAUAUAUUUGAACAAGCACGUGGUUUACGUGUUGUUAUACAUGAAAUUGGUACAAUGCCUGAUUUAGAAAAAAAUGGUAUACAUGUUGAACCAGGUAAAUUAAAUGAAAUUAAUUAUGAACCAAUUCGAUGGAAAAGAUUAAAUACACCAAAACGACCAUGUAUUACACCAAAUGAAUCACAUCAAUAUUUAGAUUUAAAUAUUAAAUAUAAUUAUACACAUACACAAUGUUUAUUAGUACAUCAACAAAUUGAAAUAAUGAAUAAUUGUCAUUGUAUCUAUGUAAUGCAUCCACGUUUAAUAAUACCAAGUAAUACAUUACCAUAUUGUGGUCAAUUAUGGCCAAAAUUAAAUCAAACUGAAUUUAUUGAAAAAAUUUUAUGUCUUAGUAAAUAUUUAAAUAAUACAAUUAAACAAAAAUAUGAUGGUCAUAUGUGUUUUCCACGUUGUGAAUUUUAUGAUUAUGAAAGUACUACAUCAGUUACUAAAUGGCGUGCAUAUCCAUGGCAACUAUAUUGGUUACGUGUACAAAAUCAAGCAACUCAAUCAUUAUUAAAUUAUUAUGAAAAAUAUCCUAAUCAUAAUUUAACUCAAACUUCAGCAUUUAAAUUAUGGGAAUAUUAUUUAAAUUAUCCAGAUUUAACACGUUUACCAAAUAAAACUGAAUUAUUACGUAAUCAUAGUAAUAAUACAUUAUCCGAUAUAUCUAAUUUGUUACCAAGUUGGCCACCAGAAAAUUUAGAUUUAGAUAGUGAAGAUUUUGCAUAUGUUAUAUUAAAACGUAAAUCACAAAGUACCAUUGAAAAAACUGAAAAAUUAGUAUUAAGUUUAUAUGUAUUAACAAGUCGUAUUGGUGGAUUAUGUUCAUUAACUAUUGGAUUAACUGCUGCAUUCUUUGUUGAAUUGCUUGAAUUUACUUAUUUAUUAUAUAAAAAUAUUAAUGAUAAUAAUAGUAAUAUUAAAUCUACCAUUAUUGUACAAACUGAAAAAUGUAUACAAUUAAAUGAAAUACAACAAACGGAACAAAAAAAUUCAUCUUUACAAUAUAAUACUACUACUAAUACUACUAGUAAUACAUCAGUAGAACAUUGAACAAGC